Paracoccidioides lutzii Pb01 is the source of this 1056-nucleotide messenger RNA. RefSeq lists its product as hypothetical. Gene Ontology annotation, biological process: translation. Gene Ontology annotation, cellular component: mitochondrial large ribosomal subunit. Gene Ontology annotation, molecular function: structural constituent of ribosome. The coding region runs from base 1 to 1056 and encodes 351 amino acids. The record is from RefSeq and is a predicted model, not a curated record. The transcript has a single exon.
AUGCCUCCACGAUUGCGCCUCUCCGUUUGUCUCCUACCACCAGCCUUGCGACAUGAAGUCCUCGCCUAUUCGCGGCGGCAUGCUGGUUCUGCGGCAACAGUAGCGACAACAUCCUCAAUAGACCAAGUAUCCCAAUCGAAAUUCGCUUCCUCACAACCUCCUCCUGCUCCUGCUGCUGCUACCUACCCCUCAUUGCAACCCCCAUCACACCGUCGCCCUGAGUUCCGCAAAUCACAGCUCCACCGCCAAUACACCUCACUCCUCCGCACAACUCCGUUAGUCCUGAUCUUCCAGCAUAACAACCUGAAGGCAGUAGAAUGGGCUGGGAUCCGCCGCGAACUUUCUAAAGCACUGCAAAAAGUCGACGAAGCACACGCCGCUGCGGGGAGACCAGAACCGCCCAUAGCUCCCCUUAUGCAGCUAAAAAUUAUUCAAACUAACAUUUUCGAAGCUGCUUUGCGUGUUGUGGACUUCUUCCGGCCCGGUGAAACGGUUCCUAGUGGCCGAGGCAAGAUUGCAGCUGCGAAGGCUGACCCCAGGUUUACCCACGAUCUCUCCCGCACUGCCUACGCCGCCGUUCUUGACAAGAAGGGCAAACAUGAUCUCUCUACCAUAUUGGUGGGCCCAAUUGCCGUGCUUAGUUUCCCCCAGGUUUCACCUGAGCACUUGAAGGCGGCCUUGACAAUCCUAUCACCCAAACCACCACAAUUCCCUGCACCAACGCGUAGAGCGAACCCGAGUCUAUACGAUUCACCUGUACAAACGGGAUUGAAGAAAUUGAUCCUGUUGGCAGCGAGAGUGGAAGGGAGGGUGUUUGAUCAGGAUCAGAUGAGAUGGGUUGGAGGAAUUGAGGGUGGCAUGGCUGGCUUGCGUUCUCAGCUCUUAUCGCUCUUGCAAGGGGCAGGAGCAAGCAUUACUACAACUUUAGAUGCUGCGAGUACGAGUCUAUAUCUCACCCUUGAGAGUCGGAGAAGCGUUUUAGAAGGGGAGCAGAAGGGCCCCGAGAGUGACGCUAAGAAAGACAGUGAAACCAAGACAGACGCUCCGAAGGAAUAG